This is a messenger RNA of Nerophis ophidion (straightnose pipefish), 4426 nucleotides long. Its product is annotated as poly(rC)-binding protein 3. The record is from RefSeq and is a predicted model, not a curated record. Gene Ontology annotation, biological process: regulation of gene expression; regulation of RNA metabolic process. Gene Ontology annotation, cellular component: nucleus; cytoplasm. Bases 499 to 1482 code for a protein of 327 amino acids. NCBI's taxonomy places the organism in Eukaryota, Metazoa, Chordata, Actinopteri, Syngnathiformes, Syngnathidae. Gene Ontology annotation, molecular function: mRNA binding. The transcript is spliced from 14 exons.
UUUCCGGCGUGUGUGUGUGUGAGUGUCGGAGGAAGAAGGCUAUAAAGAGAGAGAGAGAGAGAGCGAGAGAGAGAGAAAAGGCAAGGAGAAGCAACUCGCACUUCUUCCCCCCCUCCCCAUCUCCCUGGUCCUUCUCACUCCAUCCUUCCUUCCCUUCUCCUGGAUCACCCCGCCAGCCCCACUCGGAGCCGGAAAUUCGACGACCCCUACUGCCGACCCCCGGGGACCCUAUGACUCUCCCGACUUCAGUCCCACCGACUGCCAUCUUAUAGACGACUGCAGCAUGGCCUGGCAAAGAACUCUAAAAUCUGAUGAAGAGAUCUAUUCGUAAGUGAGAGACCAUCGCUGUUGCUUCAUAUCCGCCUCACUCUGCUGUCCUUUAUGACCUGGGAAAACAUCACCCGCAGCAAAUCUGGUGCCUGGCUGGCAGGAGUACCAUCCUUUUCCUUCUUCCUUUGAGGACUCCAGCAGCAUCAUCCGGUCAUACCUCCUCCUGGCAUGGAGUGUACCAAAGCCCAGUCGGAGGGUGGUCUCAAUGUCACCCUUACCAUCCGUCUCCUUAUGCAUGGAAAAGAAGUGGGGAGUAUAAUUGGAAAGAAAGGGGAGACGGUGAAGAAGAUGCGAGAAGAGAGUGGAGCACGAAUCAAUAUCUCAGAGGGCAACUGCCCAGAGAGGAUUGUCACCAUCACUGGACCAACGGACACAAUCUUCAAGGCUUUUGCUAUGAUUGCCUACAAAUUUGAGGAGGACAUCAUCAGUUCCAUGAGCAACAGCCCAGCAACCAGCAAGCCUCCUGUUACCUUAAGGCUUGUAGUGCCGGCCAGCCAAUGUGGUUCCCUCAUAGGAAAAGGCGGUUCCAAAAUAAAAGAAAUGAGAGAGUCCACAGGGGCACAAGUUCAAGUAGCAGGGGAUAUGCUCCCCAACUCAACAGAGCGUGCGGUGACAAUCUCCGGGACCCCAGAAGCCAUCAUCCAGUGUGUCAAACAGAUCUGUGUCACCAUGCUGGAGUCUCCGCCCAAAGGUGCCACGAUCCCGUAUCGCCCAAAGCCUGCUUCCACACCCGUGAUUUUUUCAGGUGGUCAGGCCUACACAAUUCAGGGACAAUAUGCCAUUCCACACCCAGAUCAGUUGACCAAGCUCCACCAGCUGGCUAUGCAGCAAACCCCCUUUACCCCUCUUGGACAGACCACCCCCGCUUUCCCUGGUUUGGAUGCCAGCCCCCCAGCCAGCACUCAUGAGCUCACCAUUCCAAAUGAUCUAAUAGGCUGCAUCAUUGGACGGCAAGGAACCAAGAUCAACGAGAUCCGACAGAUGUCCGGCGCGCAGAUCAAAAUUGCAAACGCCAUGGAAGGCUCGUCGGAGCGUCAGAUCACCAUCACGGGGUCGCCUGCUAACAUCAGCCUGGCCCAAUAUCUAAUCAACGCCAGGUUCAGGGACGUGGCGGUCAUGUGGAAUGAUCCUUCGGCAAUGACAACGUCCUGAAGUCGCCGACAAAACUGGCUCUGUUUUUAGACAUCGGCAAGCAUCGACGUAUCGUGUCUUGACUUACUUUUUGCAUUUGAAGGGUUGGAAUAAAAGUCUGCAGGGUUUGGACAUUUUGAGAACGUAUGUAAUUUUAUUUGAUGUUAUUUGUUUGACGAUAUCAAAGACUGGUGACACAUGGAGGGAGAUCCCAAAUCAAAUCAUCGGAGGUUCAUCUGACUACGUUGUGUAAAACAGGGCUUAUCAACAAAAUGACAACAGACCAAGUUCAGUUCCAAACCUGGGAAACACACAUUUUUUGAACAUGGACCACCAUAAACGCAUUUCUUGACAUUUUAAAGAUACAACACUGCCAAGCAGGCACAGGACAUUGAUUAUACACCCACGUGUUUUAGACUUCUAAACAACGUUGCAAAAUAGUUGUAUUUGUAAAUUGAGACAACAUUGAUGUGUAACGUUGGAUCCACGUCGUUGGUUGGAAAAUGACCAAAUUUCAAUGGUCAAAUCACAACCUGACAUUGAAUAAACAUUGUCAAAAACUACGUUGUUUCAACGUUGGAUUUGUGUUGGAGACUAUUGGCUGGGAAAUGACCACAUUUCAAUGGUCAAAUCAACGUCAGAACCCAAGAUUGAUUAAACGUUGUCAAAAAGCAUGUUUCAACGUUAUGUUUGAGUUGGGAAAUUACCAAAUUUCAACGGUCAAAUCACUACCUGACAUUGAAUAAACGUCAAAAAGUACGUUGUUUCAACGUUGUAUUUGUGUUGGAGAAUAUUGGUUGGGAAAUGACCACAUUUCAAUGGUCAAAUCAACGUCAGAUCCCAACAUUGAUCAAACGUUUUCAAAACAUAUGUUUGAACGUUAUGAUUGAGUUGGGAAAUUACCAAAUUUCAGAGGUCAAAUCACAGCCUGACAUUGAAUAAACGAGAAGAUCGGUUGGGAAAUGACCACAUUUCAAUGGUCAAAUCAACGUCAGAACCCAACAUUGAUUAAUCGCUGUCAAAAAGCAUUUUUUGACGUUAUGUUUGAUAUGGGAAAUUACCAAAUUUAAUUGGCCAAAUCAUAACCUGACACUGAAUAAACGUCAAAAAGCAUGUUUCAACGUUCAAUUUGUGUUGGAGAAUAUUAGUUGGGAAAUGACCACAUUUCAAUGGUCAAAGCAACGUCAGAACCCAACAUUGAUUAAACGUUGUCAAAAAACAUGUUUCAAUGUUAUGUUUGAGUUGGGAAAUUACCAAAUUUCAAUGGUCAAAUCUAGUCUACAUAGAAUAAACGACAAGAUUGGAUGGGAAAUGACCACAUUUCAAUGGUCAAAUCAACGUCAGGUCCCAACAUUGAUUAAACGUCUUCAAAACACGUUUGAACGUUAUGUUUGAGUUGGGAAAUUACCAAAUUCCAAUGGUCAAAUCACAGCCUGACAUUGAAUAAACGAGAAGAUUGGUUGGGAAAUGACCACAUUUCAAUGGUCAAAUCAAAGUCAGAACCCAACAUUGAUUAAACGCUGUCAAAAAGCAUUUUUUAACGUUAUGUUUGAUAUGGGAAAUUACCAAAUUUAAUUGGCCAAAUCAUAACCUGACACUGAAUAAACGUUGUCAAAAAGCAUGUUUCAACGUUGUAUUUGUGUUGGAGAAUAUUAGUUGGGAAAUGACCACAUUUCAAUGGUCAAAGCAACGUCAGAACCCAACUUUGAUUAAACGUUGUCAAAAAACAUGUUUCAAUGUUAUGUUUGAGUUGGGAAAUUACCAAAUUUCAAUGGUCAAAUCUAGUCUACAUUGAAUAAACGACAAGAUUGGUUGGGAAAUGACCACAUUUCAAUGGUCAAAUCAAAGUCAAAACCCAACAUUGAUUAAACGUUGUCAAAAAACAUGUUUCAAUGUUAUGUUUGAGUUGGGAAAUUACCAAAUUUCAAUGGUCAAAUCUAGUCUACAUUGAAUAAACGAGAAGAUUGGUUGGGAAAUGACCACAUUUCAAUGGUCGAAUCAAAGUCAAAACCCAACAUUGAUUAAACGUUGUCAAAAAGCAUGUUUCAACGUUAUGUUUGAGAUGGGAAAUGACCAAAUUUAAUUGGCCAAAUCAUAACCUGACACUGAAUGAACGUCAAAAAGCAUGUUUCAACGUUGUAUUUGUGUUGGAGAAUAUUAGUUGGGAAAUGACCACAUUUCAAUGGUCAAAGCAACGUCAGAACCCAACAUUGAUUAAACGUUGUCAAAAAACAUGUUUCAAUGUUAUGUUUGAGUUGGGAAAUUACCAAAUUUCAAUGGUCAAAUCUAGUCUACAUAGAAUAAACGACAAGAUUGGAUGGGAAAUGACCACAUUUCAAUGGUCAAAUCAACGUCAGGUCCCAACAUUGAUUAAACGUCUUCAAAACACAUGUUUGAACGUUAUGUUUGAGUUGGGAAAUUACCAAAUUCCAAUGGUCAAAUCACAGCCUGACAUUGAAUAAACGAGAAGAUUGGUUGGGAAAUGACCACAUUUCAAUGGUCAAAUCAAAGUCAGAACCCAACAUUGAUUAAACGCUGUCAAAAAGCAUUUUUUAACGUUAUGUUUGAUAUGGGAAAUUACCAAAUUUAAUUGGCCAAAUCACAACCUGACACUGAAUAAACGUUGUCAAAAAGCAUGUUUCAACGUUGUAUUUGUGUUGGAGAAUAUUAGUUGGGAAAUGACCACAUUUCAAUGGUCAAAGCAACGUCAGAACCCAACUUUGAUUAAACGUUGUCAAAAAACAUGUUUCAAUGUUAUGUUUGAGUUGGGAAAUUACCAAAUUUCAAUGGUCAAAUCUAGUCUACAUUGAAUAAACGACAAGAUUGGUUGGGAAAUGACCACAUUUCAAUGGUCAAAUCAAAGUCAAAACCCAACAUUGAUUAAACGUUGUCAAAAAGCAUGUUUCAACGUUAUAUUUGAGAUGGGAAAUUACCAAAUUUAAUUGGCCAAAUCAUAACUUGACAC